UUUAGAUAUAUAUAUAUAAAUAUGACAAAUAUCAAAUAAAUUUGAUGGAAUUGUGUAUGUCAUGUCCUGAUGGGUCAAGACAUGCCUCAAAGGGACAUGUCUUGGUCCAUCAUGAGCAUAUUCUUCACUUUUCAAAGUCUUGGUCGUGGCUAUAUCAAGAGGCAGUCCAAGUUUCAGUCAAAGACUUUAUCUAGUCAAGUCUUUGUUUCUAUUUUCAAUGUCUUGUUUUUAGCACAUUCUUCUUUAGAUCUCUACAACUUGUAAUCCUAUAAAUAAGGCCUAAGAGCCACGAAAUAAGAUCAUGAGUUUUCCCUUUUUUAUGAGUUUAUCUCUUUGUUCUUUGUAGAACACUUAUUGUUUUUUGGUGAGGUUAUCUCCGAGUAAACAUUCUCUAUUUCGUUGGACUUGUGCGUCAUAUCAAACCACAUUUAGAAAUCCUUCUUCUGUUAGAUUUGUGCGUCAUAACUGAAAUCUGGUAGUAUCAAAAGACUUUUCACCCCUCUUAUGUUACUAUUCAUUUCACGAGUUCUCCAUUUUGGUGAGUUCAUAUCUCUUUAAUCCGAUUGAAUAAUCCUUCUCUAAUUUAAGGCAUAUCACUGUUAGAUUUAAAUAGCUAAGACCUGAAAACCCGGAUCCGAAAGAAAUCGGCUCGAAUCCAACCCGAAAACCGAACGCGGAGACUUAGUUUUCUUCUUCUUCUCCACUGCUUGCUUAACCAAAAGGUAAAAGGGUAACUGAACCGAACCGAUUUACAAAUUAAUCUCAAAAAACCAAACCGAACCGGCUUGAGGAGAAGAUGGGAAAAAGUGGGAGAAAAGACCACAGGCAAAGCGACACGCAAAGGUUUUUCUUCUUCCUCCUUAACUCCGUUGCUUGCUUAACCAAAACACCCCCAUUCGAAUCUCUCUCUCUCUCUCUCACCAACUCUCUCUCACUUCCAAUUACUCCAUCAACUACUCGAUUCGCUUCUCCGUACGUGAGAACCCUAGUUGCUCUCUCGGGACAUAACAUUAGGAUAGAGUUUGACCAUGGAGCCUCGUUUUGGGAAUAGGUUCCGCCUUGGCCGCAAAAUCGGUAGCGGCUCCUUCGGAGAGAUUUACCUCGGAACUGAUGUUCAGACCAACGAAGAGGUCGCUAUUAAGCUUGAAAGUGUGAAGACUGCGCAUCCGCAACUGUCAUAUGAGUCGAGGAUAUAUAGGGUUGUUCAGGGUGGAACUGGGAUUCCAAACAUUAAGUGGUUUGGUGCUGAGGGUGACUACAAUGUCUUAGUCAUGGAUUUGCUUGGUCCUAGCCUUGAGGAUCUCUUUGGCUAUUGCAGCCGCAAGUUCACUUUGAAGACUGUUCUCAUGCUUGCUGAUCAGAUGAUUAAUCGUCUCGAGUUCAUCCAUUCUAAAUCCUAUCUUCACCGUGAUAUAAAGCCGGAUAAUUUUCUCAUGGGUUUAGGAAGGCGCUCAAAUCAGGUCUAUAUCAUAGACUUUGGCUUGGCUAAGAAAUUUAGAGACAGCUCUACUCAUCGACAUAUCCCAUACAGGGAGAAUAAAAGUCUAAUUGGGACUCCGAGAUAUGCCAGCUUGAACACUCACCUAGGGAUCGAGCAAAGUCGGAGGGAUGAUGUAGAAUCACUUGGUUAUAUUCUAAUGUACUUCCUCAUGGGAAGUCUCCCAUGGCAGGGACUGAAAGCUGGGAACAAGAAACAGAAAUACGACAAGAUUAGUGAAAAGAAGGUUUCUACUUCCAUCGAAACGUUAUGCAGAGGUCAUCCAACAGAGUUCGCAUCCUACUUUCAUUACUGCCGCUCACUUAGGUUUGAUGAUAAGCCUGACUAUGCUUAUCUGAAGAGACUCUUCCGCAACCUUUUCAUCCGUGAAGGUUUCCAGUUUGAUUUUGUGUUUGACUGGACGGUUCUCAAGUAUCAACAAUCACAACCUGGAAACCCUUCACCUCGUGCCAAUGAUGGUGGUGUUGGGACUAGCUCUGGAUUCAACCCUGCAGUCAGCAAUGCUGAGAAACGUCCAGGUAUGUAUCCUUCUCCUAAACAAAUGCAGGCACAUAGUAAUGAAUAUAUACUCAAGGCGUGUUUGUAUUCCAUAGAGUUCCCAAAUCAGAGAACGAAUCUCGAUCUUAACCUGAAGCAGAAGACCAAGAACGUAAACGAAUCUGCAACUGCAAAGGACAAGCUGGUACCUGGAUCGUUCUUGGGUCGAUCAGAAGGAUCAUCAUCAAGAAGAGUUGUGGACUCAAGUAGUCGUGAACCGUUCAGUGGCGGGAGUGACAAUGCAAACUAUGAAUCUGCACUCAAAGGCAUUGAUAGCUUGCGGAUCAAUAGCAAUGCAGGAGAUGAGACUGCAGCGUUGCCACAAUCAAAUGGAGACGAUACUACUCCUCGUGUAGAACCCAAAGCAAAGCUGUCAGACUGAUUCGUAGAUGAAAGCUUUAGAACAUAACCGGUAUUCACUUUUGUUGAUUGCUUCACCCUUCUUGAAGGAGUUUGAAGGUUGUCUAUGAUUCUUCUGAAGAAAGGCUUUAAAGUUAGAGAUUUGAUAUAAGGGAGGGAUAAAAAAUAUUUUUUAUACCACAGUGCUUAAAUAUAUGAUUCAUUUGUCUUCUCCGUUGUAUAGAGAAAAACCUUCGUAUUUUAAGUUCCUUCUAUCUGAUAAUUAUUUCAAAA
Brassica rapa (field mustard) is the source of this 2668-nucleotide messenger RNA. RefSeq names its product casein kinase 1-like protein 5. Gene Ontology annotation, biological process: protein phosphorylation. The record is from RefSeq and is a predicted model, not a curated record. NCBI's taxonomy places the organism in Eukaryota, Viridiplantae, Streptophyta, Magnoliopsida, Brassicales, Brassicaceae. Gene Ontology annotation, molecular function: ATP binding; protein kinase activity.